Messenger RNA from Lecanosticta acicola, 3273 nucleotides. The record is from the annotation of a GenBank genome assembly. NCBI's taxonomy places the organism in Eukaryota, Fungi, Ascomycota, Dothideomycetes, Mycosphaerellales, Mycosphaerellaceae.
AUGCCGCCCAAGAAGACGCGAGCUCAAGCUGAGGCGGGCUCCAGUCAACCUGCUGCAUCGCGGCCGCGCGAAACUCGCUCAGCAUCACGCGAGCCAGCGCCUGCACCAGAGACUCGACAGACCCGCGCUGGACGAAAGCGCCGCCUUAGCGAUGCAUCAAAUGCUUCGAGCGUCGCUACCCCAGGCACCACCCCUUCGAAGCGCCGCAAGCGCGUGAAGGUUCCGGCAGAGAAGGACCACGACAUGCUGGAAGAAGUGCCUGAAGUCAUGGAAGAAGAAGACGAGCUUGCCAUAGACACCGAAGCCGGCGCCGAGAUCGACCCUCCGGACACCGUUGAAAAGAGCGUGCGCUUCAGCGAAGCACUGGACGAAGACAUCGAAGAGAUGCAUGAGGGGGAUACCAGCAUCCACGUCAACUUCGACGAAAAGUUCACCGCCACACACAUGACUCCGCAUCCGCAUAGAGCGACUAUAAUCAAGCGCCGAAUCACGGCGUCUUCCUUGAUCGGUGGCAGCCAGGAGAGCGAGAGCAAGCGCAGCAAGCAUACCUCGACUCGGCACUCCCUGCCAUCUGUACUGUCCCAACAGCUUGGUGACUCCUAUACCUAUGUCGAGGAGCACGAGUUCGCUCCCUUGAGCGAAAUCUUGAAGGAACGGAUUCAGAAGCGAACCCGCAUCUAUCAACUGUAUGAAUUGCUGUCCGCUCAAAAGAAGCAAGGCAAUGAGGAGAAGGUCCAGACAAUCCAAACAGAGCUUGCAGGCCUGAUACAAAGCUACCGACAGACGUCCGCCGGCGAGGGCGCUGAAGAGGUCGACAUGUUUCUCGAUGAGGACAUGCCAGUCCUCGCUUCCCAGCGUGAAGUUGCCUAUCCAGAGCUACCAGUAGAGUCACAAGCAUUGGAGUUGGCGGCAUCUCCUGGUACCAGUCUGGCUGUCAGCGGGCGUCUUUCGCUAAGUCAAAGCCAGUUUCGAUCAAAGGAAGAACAGUGGGAUGAGGAGCGCAAGCGAUUCGCAGAUCAUAUCGAAAGCCUCAGUAACCAGGCAACCAAGGCUACAUCGAAGUUGAAAGUACUGGAGUGCGAAGUGAGCGGCUUGGGCUUUGGUCUGGAGGGUGUGGACACCUUGACUGUUCUCGCAAGCAUUCGCCAAUCUUUCAACGAGAUCCGCGAACGCAUGCAGAUCGUGCUUCCUGACUCACUUCCUGACAACGCGUCCAAUGAGGACAUUCUCGAGGUGACGGUGGCCAACGUCGAGGAGUUUGCAAAGCGUCUUCGAGUCGCAGAUCGAGAACUGCAGGAGAAGAUCAACUUCGCUGCAGAGCUAAGCAAUCAAGUGCAGGGACUGGUUGACCAUCUCGCUGACGCGCAAAUACGCUACAAUAACCUUCACGAGAAGUGGGGAGAGUUGGACAGAGCAAACGAAGAUAAGGAACGCGAGAAUGAAGAUAUCCUGGAAUCCUUGCAGCAGGCAGAAGAAGACCGCGACACCACUCGCGCCGAACUGGAGGCGAAGCAGGAGGAAUUCGACGUACUCAAAAACGAGAAUGUGGAUUUCGCCAAUAGCGUCGAUCGGUUGACUGCUUCGCUUCAGCACUAUCGCAAUGAGGAGACUCGCCUUCAGAAUCUGGUUUCCAAGAUGGAAGAGGAGCAUAAGGCAACCGUUGCGAAUAUGAACAAGGAGCGGGAAGAAACUGUACGUGAUCUUGAAGAUCGGUUGGAUACCCAAUAUCAGUCUCGCAAAAAAGCAGAAGAGAUGGUUCAGGAGCGUCAGCGCAUCAUCGAUGGACUCGAAAUUCGCGUGGACGAUCUUGAAUCUGAGAGAGACCAGCUUCGUCAGCAAUUGCUUGCAAUGACAGAUGAACGUGACGAGCAGCGGGAUGCUUGCGAGGCUGCUGAAGCAGAUUUGCAGCAGAAAGACGACCACAUUCAGGAUCUCGAGACACGCGUGAAUCGUCUGGAAAAGGAGCUUAGUGAGCUCCACGGGCAGAUAGAAGAGCUCCGCGGAUUUAACGAGACUGAGCGCAGCGAGCGUCAAGCACUCGAGACCGAGUUGGACGAACGCUGUGCCGAGCUAGAGGAGACGAAUGAGAAGCUUCGCGAGAAGGGCACCGAGGCAAAUGAAUUGCGCCAGAAGCUUUUCGAGAUCCAGCAGCGGAAGGAAAAAGAGAUCAAGGAGUUGGAGGAGAAGGCUUCUGAACGAGAUGAGCAGUAUCAGCAGGAUAUUGCCGAGGAGGUGGAGCGACGUGAAGAGGCCGAAGAGCGUUCUCAGCAACAUACUCGCACUAUCGAUGAGUUGGAGGCGCGCCUAGAAGAAGUAGAAGAUGACAUGCGCACUCAGCUGGCAGAGCGGGAUCAGCGCAUCUCAGACCUCGAGGACACACUGGCUGAGAAGAAUUCUGAACUCGAGGAACUGCGCGACAACCUCGAGGCUGCUCAGGCUGAGAGUGAUGAGCACGCUGCUCAAAAAGCCCAGCAGAAAGAGGAGGCCGAGGCUCGUAUACACGAGCUGGAAGCCUCGAUUGCGGAGCGUGAGAGUGAGAUUCGCAACAUGCAGACCGAAGCCGAAGAUGCAGCGUCGCUUCACGACUCAGAGAUCGAAGAUCGAGACCGUCGCAUCGCCGAAUUCAACCACGACGUUACUCGACUGCAAGAUGAGGUUGCCCAGCUUCAGAAACACAAAGCCAGCCUUGAACAACGUGUGACCGAGGAAGCGGAGCAAUUCCUGGGCUUCCAGGGCGAGAAGUUCGCGGAGAUCGAAUCUCUCAAAGCCGCUCUCGAGGAGAAGCAGCAUAAGAUCGAAGUCGUCGUUGAAAAGAACGAGACGGCCGAGCGAGUAUGGCAAGAGAACUUGGAGGCCAAGGACGAGGAGAUUACGUCUCUGCAUCGGGAGGUGGACGAGAAUUACAGCACCAUUUCGUCACUGCGAACCAAUAUGGCGUCGAUCAAGCAUCUCUUCGAGGCCUUCGUUGAGAAAGCCAAUGCCAAGAUGGCGGAGAUACACGAGGAGCGUCGUGCUGAGUUGCAAAAGAUUCACGUGGAUUCUCAGGAGCUUCAGACGGACGGCUUUGAUGCGUUGCGGCAAUUGGAUGAUCUGGCAGCGUGGGAGGGCGAACUGCAGACCGAGCAUACCGCCAUUACAACUACCAAGCUCGAGAAGUCACAGGCGAUUGCAUCGCAGUCACGGCGUAAGACGCGAGGUCGGAAGAAGCGCGUGAUGGAUUCCGGCGUGGGCAUGGACGAGACGAUGAUAAGUGACUCCAUGCUUCAGGAGUAG